GAGAAUUUUCUCUCACGUGGGCCGCGAACGGGCCGUCGUGUAUCAAGCGGCUGCUGCCGUGGUCGGCACUCGGCAGCGAGGGACGGGAAGCGAGAGGAGGCGCGUACGCAGGCGCAUAAAGGACGACGAGUGCGGGCGCGCGAGUGAGAGGUGAGCGUGUGCGGCGUGAGUUCGAGCGAGUACGCGUGAGAACUCGGGCGGCGCGCGGAGCGCCAGUUGUGCCGCAGCUUUAUCUGUAUUAUGCGCCGCUGAGUGAAUUGUCAAGUGAAAUCAGAAAUGGCUGCCAACGAGCAACAACGUAAGAUCGCGCAGUCAGUCGCGAUAUUUACAUCGGCCAGUCGAGCAGCUGUCAGUGCGCGCAAGGCGAACAGUGCGACGUUCGGUGUGCCGAGAGACGAGGGGAAAAUGUGCGACGAUGAUGAUGAGCCACGCGAAACCCGGGAGCCAGCCCACCAUGCGAGACGUCCCAUGAACGCGUUCCUCAUCUUCUGCAAGAGACACCGCGCGUCAGUGAGAUCGAGUUACCCGCACCUGGAGAACCGAGCUGUCACGAGAGUCUUGGGCGAAUGGUGGGCGACGCUGCACCCUGAUCAGAAGCGUUCCUACACGAACCUCGCGCAGGAGUACAAGGAUGCGUUUCUCAACGCGAAUCCUGAUUUCAAGUGGUACAAAUUGCCGGCACCACCGCUUCGCACCUUGAACACUAGGCCUACCAACAAGAAGCAAGAAUCGAGCAGCAGCAGCAGCGGCGGCGGCGGCGGCGGCGGCGGCGGAGGUGGUGGAGGCGGCGGUGUGCAGUCUGUGGUCAGUGUCAAGCUCGAGUACGAGUCUUCCGAUUGUACAAAGUCAGACAGGCGGGACGGACAGUCGAUUCAGCCGGGCAAGUUGGCGGACGAGUCGCAGAUCGGCGGCCUCAGUUCCCUCUUCACUCCUAUAAAGACAGAGCCGUCUGAGGAGGAGACCACGUUCAACGGUAUAGCGACGGAAAGCGAUGCUGUGCCGAAACCACCCAAGAAGAGGUACACGGAAUCACCGUUCCAAGGUGACCAGAAGAGAGACUGCAAGGCAGACCUGUUCGGUGAGAAGAAGAGGAAAAGAGCCGAGUCGAAUAACAACGAGCAACAGGAGACGAUCGUGGAGGACGAGAAACACACGUUAAAUUCUUUCCUGACGACACCGCCGGAGGAGAGUAACUUUCGCAGCGAGAGGACGUGUAAGGGUUUGCGUUAUCAGAAAUUCCUUGCCGAGCAGAUGAAAAAUAUCGGUCCAUCUGGCCAACAAAGCAAGCGGAAACGAGUGGCUACGAGCCAGAGCUCCGAAGAACGCCCGAACGAAAGAAGGAAUUCUAUUUCCUCGAAUGUCAGCGAAAAGACGGAUUCGUUGAGCAGCGAAGGAGGGAAUAGCUCUCGCGGGGAGUUGGAACACCUUGUGGAAAGUGCCGAGGGAAACAUGGAAGCUUCCAAACCCGAAGACACGGAAACCGAAGGAGCCGAGGCUCAGUUAGAUUUUGGACCUUGGACGGCGCGCAAAAGAUUUCGAGCUGAGGAUUUCAAUCUAGAAAAGAAGAUCGAGGCGUUACCAUCGUUAAGUUUAGAAGAAUUUCAAGAGAAAAAAAAGCAACAACGUACGAAGAAGAAGAAAAUUCUGCAAAAGUUCAACUCCACGGCAAGCAGCAGAAAGCACCAAAAUAAUUCUUCCGCUGGACAGACGAACGGCCAAACUGCUCGAAGAGCAGCAGCGCAUGCGACGAAUGAGGGCUUCGAGGAAUCGGAGAAAGCCCUUCUUGUGGGAAGUCAGAAACGGAAAGCACGAAAACAAACCAUCACGAGGAACGCUGCGGCAAUCAAUUCCUUCAUACACUCUGAAGAACAAGAACCAAAUAAAUCUUGGUGCGCGUCUCCGGAUCUUGAAGCUUUAGCGUGUCUUGCAACGGUUGCCGCCAACAGAACAAAACUUACCAAAAAUAAUCCUUAAACACGUUACCGACCGGUCGAUGGAUAUGACGACGAAUGAAGUAUGCCAGAUAGGAUCGCACUAUGAGAGCUGAAACUUUAUUUUCCAGAGUUUUUUCCAUGCAAUUUCCUAUCAUUGGGACUAUUAAGAUAUAUUUCUUCAAGUGCUGUUAUAUAUUAUAUACUGUGGCGGUAUCGGUGACGAUAUCGAUAAUGAUUACUGUUAAUAUCUUUAUUGUUAAUCUUUACUAUUACGAAUUUUAAUGAAUUAUGACUGCUAUUGACUAUAGACUAUUCCAUUAUUCAGUAUACGUGAGGGAGGUGUUCUCUUUUUACUUGGAACAAUUGUUUUGUCAACGAAACAUAUAAGGAGAGAAAGUUUUGCUUCUCUAUAGUCUUGUGUUUUGUCAUGAGAGAUCAUUUUUCAGUUUUACGGUUUGGGAAAUUAUAUGAUUUUAUUCGCACGUUGCACCUAAGUGUACAUGGAACAAUGUUGAAUCGUCUAGUACAUUAUAUAAUUACUUUUCCCACAAAUAGAUAUAAAUAUUUUAUUAUACAUUACUAAGUUCGCAACACUUUUAAUUGUUCAUGCAUUUUCUCCUCAACAUUUACAUAGAUCAAUUUAAUGGAACGUGCUUACGGGGAAAUUCAGUCACGGGUCAUACCGAUGAUAAAUCUGAUAAGAUAGCGCAUAGCUAUGAGGACUGUGACUAAUAUGAGAGUAGAUAGAUCGAUUUGAAUGACUAAGACAAUGAUAAGAGACAAGCACAAGGUAUACGGUCUAUUUUCUUACAAAAGAUUUAUCUUAUGUUGCUAAGCUGUUACUUUUCGUUUACACACUGGACAAAUUGGAUCGUUGUUUCCGUUACAUUAAUUCGACAAAAAUUGUGUAAUAUUUGGGAGGAACUUUUUUUUUUUUUUUUUUCCCCAAUAUAAAAAUAUUUCAUCUCACGCGUUGUAUUCCCUAGCGGCGUUUUAUGUACAUAGGUAUAGGUGCAGUAUUAUAUACAAAUGCGAAAUCAUGAAUAUCCUUCACGAUAAGACCUGAACAUCAAAAAAGGAUAUAAUCAAAAAUAUGGAUAUACACAUACACAUUCAUGCGAUCGCUGUUUAUAUGUUGAUACAUGCAUACGUGCGUAUAAACACGUGCGUACACGUGUAAAUUUAAAUAUGUACAGAAGAAUUAAUCGUAUAUGCGCGUGCAUGUUAGACGAGUGGCCCUUUAUAUUGAAAUAUGUGUAUAUCCGUGUAUGCAUGUAAUAUAUAGCUUUAAGAUUAUUCAUACAUAUGUGAAUGUAUAUUUAUAAUAUUUAUAUCAGCUAUAUAUUAUCUUACUAUAAUAAGACCACACGAGGACGUGUGUGUGUGUGUGUGCGUGUGUGUGUGCGUGCGCGCGCGACUUUGUGCUCUGUUUGAGAAAGUAAGAGACUUGUCUGUGAUUUCGGCUAAAGGAAUUUUUCAUAUUUUAUAUUUUUCUAUUGAGUUUCUUUUCUGUUUUUCUCUUUUAUUCUCUUUCUCCCC
Molecule: messenger RNA, 3473 nt
Organism: Harpegnathos saltator (Jerdon's jumping ant)
Lineage: Eukaryota; Metazoa; Arthropoda; Insecta; Hymenoptera; Formicidae
Gene: bbx
Product: bobby sox
Exons: 9
Coding region: 277-1974 (565 amino acids)
Biological process (GO): regulation of transcription by RNA polymerase II
Cellular component (GO): nucleus
Molecular function (GO): DNA-binding transcription factor activity, RNA polymerase II-specific; RNA polymerase II transcription regulatory region sequence-specific DNA binding
Source: RefSeq, a predicted model, not a curated record